Messenger RNA from Pipistrellus nathusii (Nathusius's pipistrelle), 409 nucleotides. The record is from the annotation of a GenBank genome assembly. NCBI's taxonomy places the organism in Eukaryota, Metazoa, Chordata, Mammalia, Chiroptera, Vespertilionidae.
AUGGCAGCCAAUAGAGGAGCGACCCUCUUUGUCCUGCUACUGUGCUGCUGGCAAGAAGCUGAGGUCCAUCGGAUUAACAUAUCUUCAGAUCCAGUUUCUGAAAAGUCAUGGAAAUCAAAACCUCAGGAUGAUAUACUUGGAGUAUUUGAUGAAAUUGUAGUCCAAGAGUUUCUGGAUCCAGAUAAAUCAUUGUUUGAAACACAAAGACCACAAAGAAAACAAAAGACCACAAUGAAGACCCAUAUUAAAACCAAUGAUCAGACUGAUACUGAUAAGCACCAUGACAAGACAUUAUCUUCCGGGAAUGCAGACAGACUUUUCCUUAAUGAAGAGGAGAAGGAACUAUUUUAUCAAAUUAAAAGCCUAAGAAGCCUGGGAAAUAUUAUUGACAGUCUUCAAAAAGCUUUAG